Messenger RNA from Adineta steineri, 2506 nucleotides. The record is from the annotation of a GenBank genome assembly. Lineage: Eukaryota; Metazoa; Rotifera; Eurotatoria; Adinetida; Adinetidae.
UGAAUAUUUCUUUAUAGGUGUAAGUGUUCGUAAACGUGUCGUUAAAAUCUUUCGUGAUGUUUGUUUAACUCAACCAGAUUUUGUUCGUAUACCUGAUAUAUGUUCACGUUUAUUACGACGUAUACAUGAUGAAGAAUCUAUACGUAAACUUGUUUUGGAAACAUUUCAACAAUUAUGGUUUACACCAACACGUAAUUCAUAUGAUAUUCGACAACGUGUUCAAACAAUAAUUGAUGUAUUAAUUGAUGCACAAAAACAAAAUAAUACAUGGUUAGAAAAUUUAGUUAAAGAAUUUCUUCAUAUAAAUGAUAAACAAUCAAAUGAUGAUAAAAAGAAAAUUCUUGAACAUCGAAAAGAUGUUUUAAAAGCUAUACAAGACAUAAUCGAUGAAUUAGUUGAAUCAAUACUUAAAAUUGAAUCAGCCAAUGAUCAAAUUUCAUCAAAUAAAAUGGUUGCAACAUUUAUUGCACUGUAUGCAUUAGGUAAAGCUAAACCUGAACAUGUUUUACCACAUGUAUCAACUAUAGUUGAAUAUUUAAAUAUAAAAUGUACAUCCUAUAAUGAUAAUGUUAUUGUACAAUAUGUUGCUAAAAUUCUUGAAUUUACUGUUCCAUUAAUGAAAUCAGCGUCAUCAAGUAUCAUCUAUUCAUUAGAAGGUAGUUUAACAAAAUUAUUACUUGUUAGUGGUCAAUUAGUUAUACAUUCAAGUAUAGCUUGUUUAUCAGCUGCUAUACGUUUAUCAAAAAAUUAUCCACUUGUUAAAGAUGUUUUUAUGAGAUAUCAUUCAUUUGUUAUUCAAUGUCAAGAAAAAAUUAUAGAAAAACCAAAUGAAGAAUUUAAAGGAACUGCACAAUUAGCAAGAUCAAUUUAUAUAUUAGGUGUUUUAUGCAAAUAUUUUGAUGUGGAAAAAAGUGAAUAUGAUGAUCUUGAGUUUUCUAUAGACGAUCUCUUUGAAUUAUUUAUGUUUUUUAUUAAACGUCCUGAUCCUGUCCUUAAAUUAAAAUCUCUUGUUGGUCUUGGGUAUUUUCUUCAACGUUAUGGUCAAUAUUUAAUUGAAGAUACAGUUCGUCAAUUAUAUCAUACAUAUUUACUUGAUCGUCAUCCAUCAGCUGCUCAAUUACGUUGUCAAGUAUUAAUUAAUUUAGAAGAAUAUUUUCGUGAUUGUAUUCGUCGUAUGGCUGAACAAGAUACAGAUUAUCUUCAAACAAAUCCAACAAAUGAAGAAGAAAAUCAUGAUGAUACUCAUGCAAUAACUGGUGCUAAUCUUAAAGAUACAACUGAUGUACAUUCAGAAAUGGCUAGUUCAAUAGCACAAUGUUAUUUACGUAUUGUAUUAGAUACAUAUUUAAGUGAAGAUGAAAUUAUUCGUCAAUGUGUACGUAAAGUCGUUUCAUGUAUAUUAGAACAAGGUCUUGUACAUCCUGUACAAUUUAUACCAUUUCUUAUUGCAAUGACAUCUGAUCGUGAUACAAAUAUUCAACAAAGUGCUGAACAAAAUUUACAAGAUUUAGAUAAAACAAAUCCUGGUAUUAUACAAACAAAAGUUAUAACAGGAUUAAAAAUGAGUUAUCAAUUACAAAAAUUACUUUUAAUAUCGAAAACUAAUAAUCAUAAUCAACAAUUAGAUCCACAAUCAGAUAUUAUUCGAGGUAUGACAAAAGUUCCUAUAGGUCCGAUGAAUAGUCAUCAAUUACCAUAUUGUUCUGUCAAUCAUUUUCUCUAUUCAUUAAUUCGUUCAUCUCGUGUUUAUCGUCGUGGUUUAAUAACUCAAUUAUUAAAAAUGUUUGAUAAUGAUACAAGUAUAUCAUCAUCAACAUCAUUAACACUCGAUGAACAAUUAUUUGUUGCUGAUAAUCUUGCUUAUUUUCCAUAUCAAGUUCAAGAUGAACCAUUAUUUAUUAUUGAACAAAUUGAUUUAUCUAUAAGUGUUAGUGGUUCAACACAAUUACAACAAUUUCGUGAUUUAUUAAAACAACAUUUAGAUUAUACUGAUGAUGAUGAAGGUAUUGAUAUAACUAAAAUUGAAAAAAAAUUGUAUGACGUAUCUGAAACAAUAAUUAAUGAAUUAAAUCAAUGUUUAUAUACAACAAAAUCAACAAUGUUAUUAUUAUUAUUAAAAUCUUAUCUUAAAGAUGUUUAUUAUUUAAAUGAUACAAAAAUUAUUGAAUAUGAUCAUACAGAAUCAUGUAAAAUAACUGAUCGACCAAUAGUUACACGAAAAAUAAAUGUUAAAUUUGAACCGAAAGUUAUACUUGAUACAAUUAAACCAAUAAUAAAAUAUGAUAAUUUUCAAAAACGUAAACAAAUUAUAAAAGAAUUCGGUGAUUUUAAACGAUAUUUACUUGCAUUUGAUGCUGAUAUUGAAGAUACAAUACAAUCUAUAUCGGAAUUAUUACCAGCAUCAUAUUCAACACCAACAAAAGGAAAGAAAAAAGGUAGUGGAACAAGUAAACGACGAAAAGUUAUGAUUGAUUCCGAUGAUGACAGUGUUAAUGGCGAUUUUUAG